Messenger RNA from Drechmeria coniospora, 2808 nucleotides. Its product is annotated as Glycoside hydrolase, superfamily. The record is from RefSeq and is a predicted model, not a curated record. The transcript is spliced from 4 exons. Gene Ontology annotation, biological process: glucan catabolic process. Gene Ontology annotation, molecular function: beta-glucosidase activity. The coding region runs from base 1 to 2808 and encodes 935 amino acids. Lineage: Eukaryota; Fungi; Ascomycota; Sordariomycetes; Hypocreales; Ophiocordycipitaceae.
AUGAAGUCGUCCGUCUUCGCCGUGGCCCUGCUGGCCGCCCUCGUCCAUGCCGCCCACGUUGGCGCCGAGGAAAAGAUCCCGCCAGGCCAUCCGCCGUCGCACAACCCGUCGUUGCACAACCUCCCAGAGCCCGCCGCGGCCCAUUCUCCCAUGGCCACGGCUCCCCAUGACGCGCUCUGCGCAAUGAAGCUCCCCUUUCUUCUCUUGUCUGCCGCCGUGGCGUCCCCCCGAACCGCCGUCGCUGACGCCCAAUGUCCGCUGCAGCCCGAUGCGCAACCCCUCGCCUUCUCGCCUCCUCACUAUCCGUCGCCGUGGAUGGAUCCCGACGCCGACGGCUGGCAGGAGGCCUACGCCAAGGCCAAGGCCUUCGUCUCCCAGAUGACGCUCGUCGAAAAGGUCAACAUCACGACGGGCAUCGGGUGGGUCAACGGCCCCUGCGUUGGCAACGCCGGCUCCGUGCCCAGGCUGGGGCUCAAGUCCCUCUGCAUGCAGGACGGUCCCCUCGGCCUGCGCCUCGCCGACUACAACAGCGCCUUCCCCGUCGGCGCCACCUCGGGGGCCACCUGGAGCAGGCAUCUCUGGAGGGACCGCGGCAAGGCCAUGGGCGACGAGGCCAGGGGCAAGGGCAUCGACGUCCUCCUCGCCCCCGUCUCCGGACCCAUCGGACGUGCACCCGAGGGCGGUCGCAACGCCGAAGGCUUCGGCUCCGAUCCCUGCCUGCAGGGUCAAGCCUUGGCCGGCACGACCCGCGGCAUCCAGGAGGCCGGCGUCGUUGCCUGCGCCAAGCACUUCAUCGCCAACGAGCAGGAGCACUUUAGGCAGGCCGGAGAGAACAACAAGCUGACCGAGGCUCUGUCGUCCAACGUCGACGACAAGACCAUGCACGAGCUCUACGCCUGGCCCUUUGCCGACGCCGUCAAGGCCGGCCUCGGCUCCAUCAUGUGCUCGUACAACCAGGUCAACAACUCGUACGCCUGCCAAAACUCCAAGCUCAUCAACGGCAUCCUCAAGGCCGAGAUGGGCUUCCAGGGCUUCGUCAUGAGCGACUGGCAGGCCCAGCACACCGGCGCCGCCUCGGCCGUCGCCGGCCUCGACAUGACCAUGCCCGGCGACACCCUCUUCAACUCGGGCGUCAGCUACUGGGGCGCGAACCUGACCCUCGCCGUCGUCAACGGCACCGUGCCCGCCUGGCGCCUCGACGACAUGGCCAUGCGCGUCAUGGCCGCCUUCUUCAAGGCCGGCAAGACCAUCGAGAACCAGGUGCCCACCAACUUCCACUCGUGGACCCGUGAUGCCUACGGCUGGGACGACCAGACGGCCAAGGAGAACUGGGGCCACGUCAACAAGCUCGUCGACGUCCGCGCCGACCACGCCCAUCACAUCCGUCUGUCCGCCGCCAAGGGCACCGUCAUCCUGAAGAACACGGGCGUCCUUCCCCUCGGCAGGCCAAAGUUUGUCGCCGUCAUCGGCGAGGAUGCCGGACCCAACCCCAAGGGCCCCAACAGCUGCCCCGAUCGCGGCUGCAACGAGGGCACCCUCGCCAUGCUCUGGGGCUCGGGCACCUCCAACUUCCCCUACCUCGUGACCCCCGACAGCGCGCUGCAGCGCCGGGCCAUCGAGGACGGCACCCGCUACGAGAGCGUCCUCACCAACUACGCCUGGGACGAGACCAAGGCGCUCGUCACCCAGCCCGACGUGACGCCCAUCGUCUUCGCCAACGCCAACAGCGGCGAGGGGUACAUCACCGUCGGCGGCAAUGCCGGAGACCGCAAUAACCUGACUCUCUGGAAGAACGGCGACGACCUCAUCCGGAACGUUUCCUCGCUCAACCCCAACACCAUCGUCGUCCUGCACACCGCCGGACCUGUCGUGCUCACCGAGAUGCGCAAGAACCCCAACAUCACGGCCAUUGUCUGGGCAGGCAUGCCCGGCCAGGAAUCCGGCAACUCGCUGACGGACAUCCUGUACGGCAAGACGAGCCCCGGACGCUCUCCCUUUACCUGGGGCCCCUCGCGCGAGAGCUACGGCGUCGACAUCAUGUACGAGCCCAACAACGGCAACGACGCGCCCCAGCAGGAAUUUUCCGAGGGCAGUUUCAUCGACUACCGCUACUUCGACAAGAUGGCACCGAGCCAGGAGCACGCCGGUGCGCCCGUGUACGAGUUUGGCUAUGGGCUGUCAUGGUCGACGUUUCAGUACUCGCAGCUCAAGGUGCAGAGGCACCACGCGUCUCGGUACGAGCCCACCGGCGGCCUGACCGCGCCGGCACCGACGUUUGGCAACUUCAGCACCGACCUGAGCGACUACGCCUUUCCCAAGAACAUCCGCUACUUCUACCAGUGGAUCUACCCCUGGCUCAACACGACCAAGUCGGGCAAGGAGGCUUCCACCGACCGCCACUACGGCAAGAAGGCCGACGAGUUUCUGCCGCCCAAGGCGACGGACGGCAGCCCCCAGCCCAAGCUGCCGGCGUCUGGCGCUUCCGGUGGCAACCGCCAGCUCUGGGACGUGCUGUUCACGGUGACGUGCGUCAUCAAGAACACGGGCAACCGCACGACGGAUGAGGUGCCGCAGCUAUAUGUCAGCCUAGGCGGCCGCGACGAACCCGUCAAGGUUCUGCGCGGAUUCGAGCGCCUCGAGAACAUUAAUCCCGGUGAAUCGGUCAAGUUCUCCGCCAAGCUGACGCGUAGGGACCUGAGCAACUGGGACGUCGUGAGCCAGGAUUGGGUCGUUACCAAGCAUCCAAAGAAGGUGUGGGUCGGCAGCAGCUCGAGGAAUUUGCCCCUGAGUGCCGAGCUUCAGUGCUAA